Messenger RNA from Corythoichthys intestinalis (scribbled pipefish), 4286 nucleotides. Its product is annotated as large neutral amino acids transporter small subunit 1-like. The transcript is spliced from 11 exons. Bases 334 to 1923 code for a protein of 529 amino acids. Gene Ontology annotation, biological process: neutral amino acid transport; amino acid transmembrane transport. Lineage: Eukaryota; Metazoa; Chordata; Actinopteri; Syngnathiformes; Syngnathidae. Gene Ontology annotation, molecular function: L-amino acid transmembrane transporter activity; neutral L-amino acid transmembrane transporter activity. The record is from RefSeq and is a predicted model, not a curated record. Gene Ontology annotation, cellular component: membrane.
UCGUCUGCACUCGGCCAUCAUUGAUGGCUAGGCUACCGCAGCAUCACAAGGUGGAGCGCCGGUUGUGAGAGAGGGAGACACAGGAUCAGGGUCAGAUGGAGUCUAGUUAGCUGGAGUGACGUGCAGGGUGCAUGUGUGUGUGCGUGCAUGUAAGGAAGCAAGAACAAAUAAGGGAGGGAGAGAGAGCUUUAAGGAGAGUGCGUGUUUAGGUGUGUGUGUGUGUGUGUGUGUGUGUGUGACAGAGAGAAAAGGAAGGGCAGACAAGAGGAGGAAGAAGAAAACUAAAAGGUGUGAAGGAAAGAAGGGUUUGCAAUAAAGACGAAAGAAGAAAUAAUGGCUGAGCCGGAGUUGAAAUUAAGGAGCAGCCGGGAGAGCGUUGCUAAGGAGAAGAUGGGGGAGGUAGAGCCAGACCAAGAUGGCCAGAUCAUAGAGAAAGCUUCUCCAUCCACUCCGAUGGUCGCUGCCUCCUCAAGCUCGCCUGACCCACAGCCUGGCAAAGGGCAGAAGAUCGAACUCAAGCGCAGCAUCACCCUCUUCAACGGCGUUGGCAUGAUCAUAGGCACCAUCAUCGGCUCGGGCAUCUUUGUCACGCCGACGGGCGUGGUAAAAGAAGCGGGGUCGGCGGGACUCUCUUUGAUCGUCUGGUCCGUCUGUGGGGUGAUCUCUACCAUGGGGGCUCUAUGCUACGCUGAGCUGGGCACCACCAUUACCAAGUCCGGUGGCGACUACACAUACAUCCUGGAGGUGUAUGGCGAGCUGGCCGCCUUCCUCAAACUAUGGGUGGAAAUGCUCAUUAUCCGGCCGUCGUCACAGUACGUGGUGUCUCUGGUGUUUGCCACGUAUCUCCUUAAACCUGUGUACCCACACUGUCCUGUCCCCGAUGGUGCCGCCAAGCUCAUCGCUUGUUUGUGUCUCACUGCCUUGACCUUUGUCAACUGCAUCAGCGUGAAAGCCGCCACCAAGGUGCAAGACUUGUUCACUGUCUCCAAGCUCCUUGCACUGGUCAUCAUUAUCCUCUUCGGCUUCAUACAGAUCUUUACAGGUGACGUGCCCUACCUGAGGCCAGAGAAUGCCUUUGAAGGCAGCAAAGUGGGUGUUGACAAUAUUGUCUUGGCUCUGUACAGUGGUUUGUUUGCUUUUGGAGGCUGGAAUUACCUGAAUUAUGUAACCGAGGAGAUGAUCAAUCCAGUGAGAAACCUGCCCCUGGCAAUCAUCAUCUCGAUGCCCAUUGUGACGAUUGUGUACAUCCUGACCAACUUGGCUUACUUCACAACCAUUUCUCCUGAAGAAAUGGUUGAAUCAGAGGCUGUCGCAGUGAGCUUUGGCGAGUACCAUCUGGGUGUGAUGUCUUGGCUGAUUCCAGUGUUUGUGGGUCUGUCUUGUUUUGGAGCCGUAAAUGGAUCCUUGUUUACAUCAGCACGUUUGUUCUAUGCUGGAGCUCGUGAGGGUCAACUUCCUGCUGCUUUGGGACUGGUCCACACUGACCUUUUCACACCGGUGCCAUCCCUCAUCUUCACAUGUGUGCUGUCCAUGCUUUAUGCAAUUUCCCAGGACAUCUUCUCUGUUAUCAACCUGUUCAGCUUCUUCACUUGGCUUUGUGUUGGCAUGGCCAUUGCUGGGAUGGUCUGGCUGCGAAUUCGAAAGCCCAACCUGAAAAGGCCAAUAAAGAUCUGUUUGUUCAUCCCCGUGGCUUUUGUCCUGAGCUGUAUCUUCAUGAUCAUUGUGUCCUUCUGGGCGGCUCCCAUCGAGUCAUUGAUAGGCUGCAGCAUCAUUCUCACGGGCAUCCCAGCCUACCUGCUGGGCUACAAGUGGAAGAAGCCACGUGUGGUCAAGAAGAUGCUUGAAAUCUUCACCAUGUUCUGCCAGAAGAUAUUCCUGGCCGUCCCAGAAGAAAAAAAUGACGAACCUGAGGAAUCGGAAUAACGCCACAUGAUCAUGAACCAGUUUAACUCAUUUGUUUACAUUACUUGAAAAUGUGCAGUUUUCAUGGUAUUUGGCAUUUGCUUUGGCGUUCAAAGUGUGUAAUGGCUAACAUACACUCUUCAAAUGUGCAUCUGAAUUAUAUUCAUUGCACACUACGAGAAGCUGCAUUCAACACACACUACAAUGGCCUAAAAUGUACCUAAGUAUGUUUUAGUGUUGUUGCUCUCACACAUUGAGUAGGAUUUCCAACAAAAGAAAAGGUUUUGACAAGACUCUUGACAUCAUGGCCAAAUACAGCAGUGUUGACGAUCUUUAUAGGGCGAUAAACUGUUGGAACUGAGUAGGACUUCCUACUACAUUUUUGUGAGAGCAUGUUCAGAAUGUUUUCUUACGAUAAUCUAAAAAAAAAAAAAAAAAAAAAAGUAAAAUACUUUAAAUUACUUGAUUAGAAUUGGCAGGAACGUGGUUAGCCUAUGAUUACAUGUUACUAAAAUACUGUACGUGUUAAAGGUACUUUUGAAUAGUUUUAGUUUUGUAUUAAUUUGUUAAUGAAGCUUAAACUACACAGUGUAAUGAAAUGUGCGUGGGUGUGUGUGUGUGUGUGCGUGUGCACGCACUAUGGUGUGCUGCUUUUUUUAUUUGCUUUAAAUUCAUGUGAAAAAGGCAAAGCUUUAUUGUGUUACCACCAGGGACGGGCAUAAGAAUGAAGUUAAAGAUCGAGUCAUAAUUUAUGUUUUAUUUCUUUUCCUGAGGUGGCGAGCAUAGUUGUUAGCAUUGCAUUACAGUGAUCCCUCGCUCCUUUGCGCUUCAAACAUUACGCCCUCAGUCCAUCGCAGAUUUUUUUCAAUUAAAAAAAAUUCAGGAUUUUAUAGAGAUGUCCCAUCCGAUCAUGUACAGCCUCUCACUCUCCCUUCUGAAGCGUUUCUUUCGCACCAGGCGGCUGCAGCUUGUUAAAGUAAACAAUGAGUGACAAGGGAGCUGCUUGUGGCUAGUGGCCAGACAAUUACCUUUCAAAGGCCGCCGCCUCGUUUAACUUUUUAAAUAUUGGCUGUAGUCGCAAUGGCAACUCACUUUGUUGUGUCGUGAGCUGUCAUCUAAGCACUCAAUGAAGAAUUUAAUGAAAAAUUAUACUUUGGGGAAAAAUCCUGUCUUAUAUGAAUCUCUUUUCAGUGCUAAAUGUGAAUAAAUAUAUUGAACACACACACUCACACACACACACACACACACACAAAAAAAACAGUUUUUAACACUGACCACGAAAAACGAGGGAUCACUGUAUCUGUAAUUGAAUUGACUGGCAACCGGUUUGGAAUGGACUGUCAGCCCAGUUCACAUUACGUGCAACCAUGAGUACAGGAGCAAUUAAAAAAAGGUGAUAAUAUGUUGUGGCUAAGCAGCGGACUCCACUUUGCCUUAGUUGUUUCAAGAUUCGUAAAAACAUGGAUUUUUAUGCCCAUCCCCAGUGAUGAUGCUGGUGUAAAAGCUUUUUGUGAAGAAGGCUUUACAAAGUCUUGUGUCAAUGUCAGAUGAUAAUUACUACAUACUGCAGCAAGCGUCACUGUUGUGAUUGUAUAUUAGAUCGCAUGUACCUAUUAUGUCUGCUGUUAUUCCCAACUGAGCCAAGUUUCCUGGUCAUUCAGAGGGAUCUUUCUUUUUUUGAAAAGUUGUGAGAGAUAAUGAGUACACGAACAAAUUUUGAUGUCAUGGCAAGAUCUAACAUUUCCAUUACACAUGCUGGCUCAUGAACAUUAUCCUUCGCAUUUUCUCAUAUGGUUUCCAGUUGAAUUUUAAAAUACAGGUGCAGCUUAAUGAAUGUUAAUCAACACAUAACGCGAAGUAAACCCGACAAACAGGAAUGCUGAUGAAGUCUUCAGCAUACAAAGAAGGUUAAAAACAAUGAAAUCUUCGACUGCCACUAAAAGAUUAGUGCAAGCAACCACAUGUGUUGUGUUCGCAUCACUAAAGUCUUGGAUGGUACACUAUUUAAUCUCAUUUUAAUUGAAAUAAUCUCUGUCUGUUUUUUUCUACUCUUGUUUAGCAGUGACCAUGGCAGGUACAUGUGACAAUAAAGCUAUUUUUGGUCAGUAUUUGUGUGUGUGUGUGUUUUUUUUUUUUUUUUAAAUUUAUCAAGCAUUCACAAAAAAUGACGCCGUAUUCACACGGAAGGCAUACCUGUCAAGUUUUACGGUUUCGGCGUAAUUUGUACAAGUGACCACUGAUUUUUAAAACGUGUACGCCGUACGUUCAAAAUCUGUACGUUUUUCGUGCAUUACUUUUUUAUUUCACCAUUCGGAUUUUGUCACCGUUUCGGCAACAAGACAAUGUGCGUUACUACGUUGGUUGAAUGACGCGAGAAAAGUCAG